Messenger RNA from Suillus bovinus, 1554 nucleotides. Its product is annotated as general substrate transporter. Gene Ontology annotation, molecular function: carbohydrate:proton symporter activity. Gene Ontology annotation, biological process: transmembrane transport; carbohydrate transport. The record is from RefSeq and is a predicted model, not a curated record. The transcript has 10 exons. Gene Ontology annotation, cellular component: membrane. Bases 1 to 1554 code for a protein of 517 amino acids. Lineage: Eukaryota; Fungi; Basidiomycota; Agaricomycetes; Boletales; Suillaceae.
AUGUUCAAUGGCGACACUUUCAAAAAUAUUCGCGUGUAUUGGCUCGCAUUCGUGGCUUACUGGGGCAUCAUUCUAUUCGGAUAUGACACUGGUAUAGCUGGAGGUGUUGUCUCCCAGCCUUACUUCGAGACCAGCUUCGGUUUAGUCAACGCAGAUGGCUCAAUCAACAAAAGCAAGGAUACUACGGUUUCUUCCAAUGUUGUUUCGGUGUUGCAGGCAGGAGCAUUCUUUGGCGCUCUAGGCAGUGCACCUAUAUCAGCUUGGUUGGGACGGAAAUUAACAUUGAUUGGUUUCACCAUAGUUUUCGUGAUCGGUGCUAUAGUUACUACGGUUGCUGGUGGUAGCCGGGGUAUUGCAUACAUUUACGGCGGUCGGGUUAUCUCCGGCUUUGGCAUUGGCGGUAUCUCUGCUGUCGCGCCCACUUAUGUCUCUGAAUGCUCACCGAAGAAUGUUCGUGGUCGCAUCACCGGGUGUUUCCAGAUCAUGGUGGCCAUCGGUGUCAUGAUUUCAUAUUUCAUAAACCUCGGCGUCAGCCUUCAUAUGGCGAGCAGCCCCAAUGUGUGGAGGGUUCCUUUUGGAUUCCAGCUUGUUCCUGCAGGUAUAAUGUGCCUUGGUCUUUUCACUGUCAAGGAAUCUCCCCGUUGGCUUGCAUCUAAAGGUUACGCUGCGGAAGGCAUCGCUAAUCUUGCUUACUUGCGGAGGGAGCCUUGCGAUUCAGAUGAAGUACGGCAUGAAUUUGCUGAAAUUGAAGCUGCAAUUCGUGAAGAGCAGGAGGCUCGUAAAGGCCUUGGAUUGAAAGAAGCCUUCUUCGGGAAGGGCAAUUUUGUUCGAUUUGUCAUUGCGUUUGUAAUCUUCUUGUUGCAGCAAUGGAGCGGACAAAACUCUGUUGGCUAUUACGCACCUCAGAUCUUUAGCUCCAUCGGGUACUCCGGGACCACUAAUUCUCUCUUGGCUUCUGGAAUCUACGGUAUCGUGAAAUUCAUUGCAACUGCAAUUUUCGUGUUCUUCUUCGUUGAGAGUCUCGGUCGUAAAGCAUCGUUAUUCAUAUCCGCUAUGGGAAUGGGAAUCACGUUCUUUAUCAUCGGUGCUAUUUUGAAGACACAUCCUGUUGUCGCACCUUUGCCGGGCCAGUCUGCUCCACCACCGGCACCGUCUUCAAAAGCUAUGGCUGCUAUGCUUUACAUUUACGUCUGCUUCUACUCCAUGGGAUGGGGUCCUCUUCCAUGGGUUUAUGUCUCUGAUAUCUUCCCCACACGGACUCGCCAUUACGGAUUAGCCUUUGGUUCUGGUUCGCAGUGGCUAUGGAACUUCGUUGUGGCGAAGGUCACUCCAACUCUUGAAACUGAUCUAGGAUUCAAACUCUUCAUGAUGUUUGCCACGAUCAAUAUCGGCGGGAUGGCUGUCUUCUCCCUGCUCCUGCCUGAGACCAAGGGUCGUAGUCUAGAGGAGAUGGAUAUCAUUUUCGGCUCAGUCAGCGCUGAGUCACGCGAAGCGUUCAUUGAACGUGCACUCGACCACAAAGAAGUAAAAUUACAACCAUCUAUUGACGUAUAA